AGAUGUCUCGUUUAGAAGCUAAAAAACCAUCGUUGUGUGAAAGUGAACCACUGACAAGUGAGAGGGUCAGGGCCACACUGUCUGUCUUGAAAGGAAUCAUAACAUCAUGCUAUGGCCCUUCAGGCCGGUUGAAACAGUUGCACAAUGGCCUUGGAGGCUAUGUGUGCACAACUUCACAGUCAUCGGCCCUACUUGCUCACCUUUCUGUCACCCAUCCCAUUCUAAAGAUCCUGACAACCGCUAUGCAGAAUCACGUGUCAUGCUUUAGUGACUGUGGCUUAUUCACAGCCAUUCUUUGCUGCAACUUGAUUGAAAAUGUUCUGAGAAUAGGCUUGCCACCCACCACUGUCAUCAAGUUAAAUAAACAUCUUUUGAGCCUCUCCACUAAUUACUUGAAAUCUGAGUUCUGUGGCUGUCGGAUCCCAGUCAACUUUAGUAAUACAGAGAUGCUUCUUUGCUUGGUACGUAGCAUAUUAACAAGUAAGCCUGCCUGUAUGCUCACCCACAAGGAAGUAGACCAUGUCAGUGCUUUGAUCCUAAAAUCCUUUUUACUUACAAUUCCAGAAAAUGUUCAAGACCGUGUCAUUUUAGGGAAAAGUAUAAUUGUGCCUCUAAAAGGUCAGAGAGUUAUAGAUUCUACUGUACUACCUGGAAUCCUUAUUGAAAUAUCAGAUGUUCAGUUGAUGAAGAUGUUACCUACCAAAAACUCAGAUUCCCUCAAGGUGGCACUCUUUUGUGCAUCUUUAUCUGGAGACCUUACUGGUACUGGAGAAGGGAGUAUGGUGGUCACUUACGGAGUUUCUCUUGAAAAUGCAGCCCUGGACCAGUUGCUUAACCUCGGAAAUCAGCUGGUUAAUGACCAUGUAGAUCUUGUCAUGUGCCAAAAAGUUGUACAUCCAUCUUUGAAACAGUUUCUCAGUACACAUCAUGUUAUCGUUAUUGACAGACUUGGAGCGGCUCUUAUGGAACCCCUGAGUAAAGUGACAGGAACACAGCCUAUUGGCUCCCUGGACUCAGUCUCUCCUAGUAGUUACGGAAGUGUGAAAGAUUUGUCCUCUGCAAGAUUUGGCUCAAAACAUUUUUUACAUCUAAUUACUUAUGAAUCAACUAUCUGCAGCUUUCUUCUCUGCAACAGAAAUGAGACUACUUGGGAUGAACUGAAGCUCACAUGUCAAACUGCACUGCAUGUCUUACAAUUAACUAUCAAGGAACCAUGGGUUUUGCUAGGAGGUGGCUGUACUGAAACUCAUUUGGCUGCAUAUAUCAGACACAAGGCUUGUCGUGAGCCAGAAAGCAUCCUCAAAGAUGGAUAUUCUCAAACAGAACUUCAGCUAGUUGUUGGAGCAUAUUGCAGUGCACUGGAAUCUCUUGCCGGCUCUUUAGAACAUGAUGGUGGUGAUAUUCUCACAGACAUGAAAUAUGGACACUUUUGGUUAGCUCAGACAAAUUCUCCCCCUUCUAUUAACUGGCAAGAUUUGCUUUCAAGAUGUGGCUGUGGACUAUACAGUAGCCAAGAAGAACUCAAAUGGUCUUUCUUAAAGAGUACUCAGCAUUCUUUUGUGCCACAAACCUGCCUUCCACAGGAAACUGUAAUUUCAGCUAACAAGUUAAUCUUGGACUGUUAUACUGCUAAGCUUAGUGGACUACAAAUGGCUGUGGAGACUGCUAAUAUGAUUUUAGACCUUUCAUAUAUCAUUGAAGAUCAAAAUUAAGGAAAAUGUUUAUAUUAGAGCAUUUUUUUUCAGUGCCCAAAAAAAUGUUGCCAACUAUGAAAAACACAGACUGUACCUGUUCCUUCUCAAAGGCCUGCUCUGCAUAUUUAUGCAGAUAAUUCAUAAAAUUAUAUUUACUCAUUUAAGGGGGAAAAGUAUGCUUCUUAACUAGAAAUCUCAUAUAAUAUGAAACAUUACAAUUAAAAAUGUAAUUAUCUUAGAAAUUCUGAAUGUACCUGGUAAACUACUACUGUCACUGUUAACAUCUAGCAUUAUUCGAAGAACAUACAAAACUAAAAUUUUAAUUCCCAAGCUGUGGUCUGGUUUGAGUGUACUUAUGAUAGAUAUUUUAAUUAAUAUGUGUGAAGUUUAAAAUUAAAUUCCAAAGUAUCACAGAGCACCUAUAUAUAUUGCCCAACCAAAAGAAGUCUUCAGAUUGCAAAGUUUGGAAAUAAUCAGUUUUCUCAGUGUUUAUUAUUCAGUAGUUAGGUAGUUGAUAUACAACCUAAUCUGCCAUCAACUGCCAUUUUAUACCAGUUUGUUAUUGUGAGUAAAUAAAUCACUGAUUAAAAAAAAAGAAAUGCAUCUAUAUAGUUAACUAAGCUGAAAAAAUUUUGUAAAGUCUUCACAUUACAUGGGAAGAAUAACUAGUUUGUUUCAUUCCAUAAUUUCUCAACUUUGGUACUUUUGGCAUUCAGGACUAUCUAAAGUCCUGAAUUAUAGGACUGAAUAUAGGACUAUCCUGAAUAUAGGACAGUCCUGAAUAUAGGACUAUCUAAAGUCCUAUAUUUGUUGUAUGAUGGAUGUUCUAUGCACUAUAGGAAGUUUAAAAGCAUUCUUGGCCAGCACGCACCAGUACCUUGACCUAGUGGUAUCAGUUGAAAAUGUCUCCAGACAUUGCCAGAUAUUCCCCUGAAGAGUUGAGCUGUCUUUGGUUGACUUUUGUAGAUAGAAAAAGUUAGAAAGUAUACAUUCUAUCAAGACUUAGGAAAGCAGCUAGAAAAAAUAUUUUUCCCUCUAAUUUAUUUAAUUGUGCAAAAACAAAGAAAGACAAUCCCCACCAGCAGGGGGAAAGCUUCAUGAGUCAAGAAGCAAUGCCACAGGUGUCUCUUUCCCUCUCCAAAUCUGAAUUUCUCUAUCUCUACUAAUAAACAAAAAUUUCUCUCUCUCUAUUAAUAAACAAAAAUAUAGUUUAAAAAAGGGGAACUAGAAUGACUCCCAGUAUCAAAGUAUAGACAAUGAUGUCUCACCAAGGAAUGUCACAAAUAAUGUAAUUUGGUUUUAGACAAACACACAAAACAGAAUGGUUGAAAAACAAGUAAGUAUGGUGCUAAAAUUCAUGUGUUACAAAAAAGGAAAGGAAAAAAUACAGAAGAGAAUGAAGUCAGACAGUUUCUUAAUACUAGUGUGGAAUUUAGAGGACAUGUAUUAGAGUUUUCUGAAGAUUUUAUAAGAAUCCAACAAGAUUAUCAUUUUAGUAAUCAGAUGUUGGAAUUUUGGCUACAUGCAAAAAAAAAAACCUGAAGAAUUAAUGCAUACUACAAGAUUCUUUUAAAUCAAAUUACUUAUUUGUUGUUAUAAACACCUCAUUCCUUAAUUCUUGAUUUGUUCUGUACUAAAGGAUCUUUUCAUGUAGACAGUUUAAAUAAGCAAUUAAAGCAAGAUAGUUUUCAUAGGCUGUUUAAAUUACCUAUCGGUGUUUUUUGUUACAGAUAUCUUUGAAUUUGCUUUAGAUUGUAUAAUCAAAACUCAUUUACAUGAUGGAAAUUUAAAUGCCUCUGUAAUAUCCAUUCUGGUCUGUAUUCUUACCAUGUUGAACUGUUCUUUGGGUAAUUUUUAAAUAAAGUUGAUGUUUGCAGUCACAUAAAUUACAUAGGUCAAUAUGUAAUAUGUGUAAUAAUCACUUUAAUAAUUAAAGACCCUGUCAAAACAUUCUA
Erinaceus europaeus (western European hedgehog) is the source of this 3649-nucleotide messenger RNA. RefSeq names its product MKKS centrosomal shuttling protein (gene MKKS). NCBI's taxonomy places the organism in Eukaryota, Metazoa, Chordata, Mammalia, Eulipotyphla, Erinaceidae. Gene Ontology annotation, biological process: chaperone-mediated protein complex assembly; intracellular transport; developmental process. The record is from RefSeq and is a predicted model, not a curated record. The coding region runs from base 3 to 1712 and encodes 569 amino acids. Gene Ontology annotation, molecular function: ATP binding. Gene Ontology annotation, cellular component: cytoplasm; kinociliary basal body; nucleus. The transcript is spliced from 4 exons.